AUGCCUGUACCCGUAAGCUCUAUGCCCGCUGGUGCUCAUGGCCCUUCUACCUUUGACAAGCUCAAGAUGGGCGCCAUGAUGGGCAGCAGUGUCGGUCUCAUCAUCGGCUUCAUCUUCGGCGCAACCAACAUCAUUCGAUUUGGACCUGGCCCUAACGGAAUGCUGAGAACCUUGGGCCAAUACAUGGCUGGAUCCGCCGCCACCUUUGGAUUCUUCAUGUCCAUUGGUAGCACCAUCCGUACAGAGGGCACCUCCCCCAUCGUCAACCAGGCCUACGCCAAUGCCUACCGCAAGCCCUUCAUCCUGCCGAGACAACACGCCACACGUUCAUAG
Messenger RNA from Aureobasidium namibiae CBS 147.97, 333 nucleotides. RefSeq lists its product as uncharacterized. Gene Ontology annotation, biological process: protein import into mitochondrial matrix; protein insertion into mitochondrial inner membrane. The transcript is spliced from 4 exons. Bases 1 to 333 code for a protein of 110 amino acids. The record is from RefSeq and is a predicted model, not a curated record. Lineage: Eukaryota; Fungi; Ascomycota; Dothideomycetes; Dothideales; Saccotheciaceae. Gene Ontology annotation, cellular component: TIM23 mitochondrial import inner membrane translocase complex.